Quercus robur (English oak) is the source of this 1211-nucleotide messenger RNA. Its product is annotated as protein EXORDIUM-like 2. The coding region runs from base 27 to 986 and encodes 319 amino acids. The transcript has a single exon. NCBI's taxonomy places the organism in Eukaryota, Viridiplantae, Streptophyta, Magnoliopsida, Fagales, Fagaceae. The record is from RefSeq and is a predicted model, not a curated record.
UCCCACCAUUCACAUUCUUCAAACCCAUGCAACCAUACCCUAAACUCUCAACAACAAUGGCUUCUAUCUACUACCAUUUCACCAUUAUUCUCUUCUCUUUUCUCAUGCUCUCCUCUCUUCCUCAACCUUCCAUCGCCACGUCACGCAUGCUCGCCCUUGUAAACCAACCCCCAGUGAUCCUCAAGUACCACAAUGGCCAACUCCUCAAAGGAAACAUCACCGUUAAUCUCCUAUGGUACGGGAAGUUCACCCCAAUCCAACGCUCCAUACUCGUCGACUUCUUGCUCUCUCUUAAUCACAAGUCGCCACGUCAGCCCUCCGUGAACACGUGGUGGAGCACCACUGGAUUAUACAAAGGCGGCCCGUCAAACCUCGUCGUAGGUAACCAAAUCCUCGACGAGAAAUACUCCCUCGGAAAAUCCUUAAAAAACAGACAAGUACAGCGCCUGGGUUUAAAAGCAGGGGGACACAGCAAAAGCACUGCCACGCUCAGCUUGGUCCUCACGUCUGCUGACGUGGCGGUCGAGGAUUUCUGCAUGAGCGCGUGUGGGAUUCACGGCUACGUGCGGUACAAGAAGGUGAGGUACGCUUACGCGUGGGUGGGCAACUCGGAGACCCAAUGCCCGGGCCAGUGCGCGUGGCCAUUUCACCAACCGCUGUACGGGCCGCAAACACCGCCGUUAGUUGCGCCUAACGGAGACGUUGGAGUUGACGGAAUGGUUAUCAAUUUGGGCACGGUUUUGGCGGGAGCCAUAACGAACCCGUUUGAUGACGGGUACUACCAAGGACCAGCGGACGGGUCGCUCGAAGCGGUUUCGGCUUGUACGGGUAUUUUUGGGAAAGGGGCUUAUCCGGGUUACCCGGGUGAGGUGUUUGUGGACAAAACAACAGGUGCUAGCUACAAUGCUGUUGGGGUUAAUGGGCGCGAGUAUUUGUUGCCGGCAAUGUGGGAUCCACAUACCUCCAAGUGCAAAACAUUCGUGUGAGAUAGUGAUAGUGUGAUACUUACUAAAUGUUGGGUUUUGAGAAAUGAAAAGAAAAAUUACAUAAUGACAAUAGUAAGAUCUAAGAACUAUACAUGGGAGAGAAAUUUGAAAAGAAAAAAAAAAAUUGUAUAUCUGUAUUUGUAACUUCGUAUAUGUGUUUUUUUCCUUUUCCCUUUUUUUUUUGGGUAUUCUUUUCUACUUAUAAUAAAAGGUGACAUUCAAUCA